GGGACGUACUGUUUCAGAUGGCUGAGGUCCACAGGCAGAUCCAGAUGCAGCUUGAAGAUAUGCUGAAGUCGUUCCACAAUGAGCUUCUAACCGAGCUGGAGAAGAAGGUGGAGCUGGAUGCACGCUACCUGAAUGCGGCUCUGAGGAAGUACCAGAUGGAGCACAAGAGUAAAGGAGAGAGUCUGGAGAAGUGUCAGGCAGAACUGAAGAAGCUCCGCAGGAAGAGCCAAGGCAGCAAGAACCCCUCCAAGUACGGCGACAAGGAGAUGCAGUAUGUUGAGACCAUUGGCAGCAAGCAGAGUGACCUGGACCAGUACACAGCAGAGGGCUACAAGAGUGCACUGUCAGAGGAGAGGAGGAGGUACUGCUUCCUGGUGGACAGACAGUGUGCCGUGGCCAAGAACAGCAGCUCCUUCCAUAGCAAGGGUAAGGACCUGCUAGCCCAGAAGAUCCCAGCAUGGCAGCAGGCGUGUGCUGACCCUACCAAGCUGCCUGACCGUGCCAUGCUCCUGGCUCAGCAGAUGACCUCUACAGGGGGUUCCCUGGGGUCCGUCUCCCACACCCACCAUGGUUCCAAGGGCAACCUGCUCAUCUCUGACCCCAUUCCCGGGGCCAAACCCCUGCCUGUACCCCCCGAGCUGGCUGCCCUCAUGGGCCAACAGCGUAUAAUGGGACCAGGAGGAGUGGAUGGAGGGAUGCCCAUGAUGAAUGGAACGACAGGGGCCCACGGAGGAGCAGGCGGGGGAGGAGGGGAGGACUACCAACACUGGAUGGAAGGGAAGAUGGCUCAGGCCCAAGCUCAGGCCCAAGCUCAGGCCCAGCAGGCUCAGGCCCAGCAGGCUCAGGCCCAGCAGGCUCAGGCCUCCUCCCAGGCCCAGCACCUCUCCCAGCCCCACAGACAGGGCAGUGAAGUCUACUCCAACACCCUGCCUGUCCGUAAGAAUGCCCCAGCCAAAAGCAACACCACCAUGGUUCCAGAGACCCGGACCCUGCCCCGGUCUAGCUCCAUGGCUGCAGGGCUGGAGAAGAACGGACGUACCCGUGUCCAGGCCGUUUUCUCCCAUGCAGCGGGGGACAACAGCACCUUGCUCAGCUUCUCUGAGGGAGAUGUCAUCACCCUGUUGGUCCCAGAGGCCCGCGACGGAUGGCACUAUGGAGAGAACGAAAAGAACAACAUGCGUGGCUGGUUCCCUUUCUCCUACACACGUGUUAUCCCUGAGACUGCUGGCAACAAACUACGAGAGAACAAUCUCCACCAUGGUAAGAGCAGCAGCACGGGGAACCUGUUGGAGAGAGAGGACAUGGCAGGUGUCCCUCCCCCAGACUACGGCAUGUCAUCUCGCCUGCUGGCACAGAGCAUGCAGAGCGCAGCCAUGACACACAGCAGCAGACGGCAACAACGGCCAUAUAGCGUGGCGGGGCCGGGCUUCUCACAGCAAGGACUUGAACAGUAUGAGCAACGUUUCCCUCAGAGGGUCCCCCCGCCAAAGGAGAAACCAGCCCAGGUCACUGAGGACCAACCCAGGCCUCUCAUCUCUGACCAUGACCAAUCUCCUCCUCCAAUCCUCUAUUAGCUCCAUGCUCUACUUCCUGUUAUCCUUGGUUCUGAUUGGUUGCUGUGAGGCACAGAUAUAUUUAGCCAGCCAAUUGGAAGAGAAAAACCCUGAUUCUGCUGGAAAAAUCCAAGCACACACAGGAUUGAUCUUUCUCAAGUACUGUAGACGAUGUACUGCCUUUGACAUUUAGUUUUAGCAGGACCUAUGAUGACUGAACCUGUCUAACUAAACUAUCCAUAGCAUUCAAGCCCAACUAGCCUUGGACUGUAUCUUCAAUAAAAUUAAAGCAUUUGAAAACUGUUACAUACUGUAUGCAGGAAAUUGUAGCUUAUUCUGUUAUUUGUUACAGAUAAUGAUUUAUGCAUACAUUAAGUUUAAGAAGAUGUUGUUGUUUGAUCUAUAUUAAUUUGGGGGUCUAGUUCUAUGAUCUGGUCAUACAUUAUGUUACUUAUUGCCAUUUGGGAUUUGGUGGGAAUAUCUUUAGUUUGUGUGAGCAAUACAUUUGUCACAAAGUAAAGUAUUUUCUAUAUUUCAAAGGGCCUAUGUUACGGAGAAUAAACAGAACACUGGACAGGCUGGCUGUGUGUAAAAAUGUUCUACUGGAGUCUGGGUUCUACUGGGACCCCAACGUUCUACUGGAGUCUGGGUUCUACUGGGACCCCAACAUUCUACUGGAGUCUGGGUUCUACUGGGACCCCAACGUUCUACUGGAGUCUGGGUUCUACUGGGACCCCAAUGUUCUACUGGAAUCUGGGUCUUAGGACAGAGAGAAAGAAAAGUUCAAUACUAUACACAAUACACAAAGUUAUAGCAUUCUAUAUAGAUUAUUUUCCGUGUUAUAUACAUAUUGUAAAUGACAGCAGAACAAUAGGAUUAAGAAUUCAUGCAUACAAACAAUAUAUUAACUGUUAAUUAAAAUUAAUCCUAUUGUUCUUCUGUCAUGCCAUUACUACAUAAGACAAAGGAUUUGUACCUUAAAAUAGAUAUUCCUGUUGUAUUUUGUACCCGUUUCUAUAUGUAUGUAGUUCUCAACCAGUUUCAUUUGUCUGUAAAUCAAUCUACAAUGUAUAGAAAGACGCACUGAAUUUACUGUAAGACAUAUAGGGAAAAUAACACAUUGCAGAGUGUAUUCCGUAUAUUACCAGUGUGUUUAUACUGUGCAAGAAGAAAUAAUAAUA
Salvelinus namaycush (lake trout) is the source of this 2734-nucleotide messenger RNA. Its product is annotated as brain-specific angiogenesis inhibitor 1-associated protein 2-like. Bases 18 to 1574 code for a protein of 518 amino acids. The transcript is spliced from 11 exons. The record is from RefSeq and is a predicted model, not a curated record. NCBI's taxonomy places the organism in Eukaryota, Metazoa, Chordata, Actinopteri, Salmoniformes, Salmonidae. Gene Ontology annotation, cellular component: cytosol; nucleoplasm. Gene Ontology annotation, molecular function: protein binding. Gene Ontology annotation, biological process: actin crosslink formation; plasma membrane organization; actin filament bundle assembly.